Schizophyllum commune H4-8 is the source of this 1140-nucleotide messenger RNA. RefSeq lists its product as uncharacterized. Bases 1 to 1140 code for a protein of 379 amino acids. Lineage: Eukaryota; Fungi; Basidiomycota; Agaricomycetes; Agaricales; Schizophyllaceae. The transcript has 3 exons. The record is from RefSeq and is a predicted model, not a curated record.
AUGCGUAUGUCGCCAGACACGCGCGGCCUGCCCGUCGAACUCUUGCAGAUCGUGGCUGGCUUAUGUGGCCAGAAGACUCUCAAGUCUCUCAUGCGCACCUCUCGUCUUUUCUCGAACAUCGCCCGACCGCUUCUGCUGCGACGGCUACAUGUUCGAUCGGCUGACGUUCUAUACAUGACGGUCGACGACAUUCCUCUCUGGUCACUGGUGAACAUGAUCACCAUCGGACCUCAAGUUCCGCCGCAUGCAUUUCCCAUCCUUCCCAACGUCACGACUUUGCGAUGGUCCUGUCUUGACAUGGGCGCACCGUCGACGCAGUCAUCUGUACUGUCCUCUUUCUUGUGGCAGUUUCCUGUCCUUUCGGACCUGGAAGUUCGCGUCCACGUGCACAGCGUCGCCGUUCUCGUUCGGGGCCUGUCCACGAUGUCGUCCAAGCUGUCCACCCUUCAAGUCGGUUUCUUGGGAGCGGUAGAGGCUUCGUCAGACGAUCAGUCCCUCGAUCUGGCUUCAUUACGCCGUCUAGUGCUAUUGGAUGACGAACCGUUCCCGAUUCGUGAUCUCCUCACGACCGACGUCCUCGGCAGGACCAGCCAUCUGCGACAGCUACGGCUGCCACGGUUUAUGACGUGGGUCGAGUUUGUGCAUUGCAUGGACGGUGUAGCGGGGUAUCUGUACGUGUUGGAGCUGCCAAGUUUUCAGGGUAUCGACAACUACGAGCUUCGUACCCGUCGUCCAAUGAUUUCCUUGACGACUAUCCUCUUCGAGAUCAACGAGCCAAAUGAUAGCGAGCGAUGGGAGUGGGCGUUCAUCCAAGAAUUUCUCUUUGCCUUUCGAUGCACGCGGGUUGCGGACAGUCUGGACACCGUCCAUAUCCGCAUAGAUGCAUCACAUGCUCGCGACGUCUGCUUGUGGGGACCUGACGCUCCAGCGCUCUUCUAUGGACAGCACGCGCAGACGCAAGAAGUACGAUGGGAUUCGUGGUUGCGUAGCGUUAAACAUUUUCCUCACCUCAAGAUAACUGUUUUCACCAAGUACGCAGAAGGAUCUCGUUCAAUUGUGGCGCUUCGGAAGUACGUACAGGCGUCUCUGGCCCUCAUUCCUCCACCUACAUUAGAUGUACAUGUUGUUCCUAGGGAGUAG